Vicia villosa (hairy vetch) is the source of this 669-nucleotide messenger RNA. RefSeq lists its product as uncharacterized. The transcript has 2 exons. The coding region runs from base 1 to 669 and encodes 222 amino acids. The record is from RefSeq and is a predicted model, not a curated record. Lineage: Eukaryota; Viridiplantae; Streptophyta; Magnoliopsida; Fabales; Fabaceae.
AUGGUGAACAAUGGCCAUGGGACAAUUUUUUGGCAGUCUAAAUGGUUGGGGAAUCAAGCUCUUAUGGACGCAUUCCCAGAAGCGUAUGAUGCUGAUUUCAACAGAGUUGGUAAUGUGGCGGAUUUCAGGACAUGGAACGACAAUCAGUUCUCGCAUUGUAACGGGGCUGAAGAUGUUCAUACAUGGAUGCUCUCGGGUGAUGGUCGCUUUACUGUCCGGUCCUUUUAUGAAUUGUUUUUUCCUGAGUUUGCAGUAGGUGAUUCGAUCAAUGAAGAUGUUGCAAGGGCCCUGGUUUCGCUUUGGAAACUUGAAGCUCCCCCAAAGUUGCAGUUCUUUGGCUGGAGGGUCUUACUCAACUGUAUUGCCACAAAGGACCAGCUCUUCAUGCGUAACAUUGUGCCAGUGAGUAAUGAUCUUUGUUGUGUGUUUUGUACGACACAGUUGGAAGAUACUGAUCAUCUUUUUGGAUCAUGUUUGUUUACGGAUUAUAUUUGGAGAAGAGUGAUGAAUUGGUUAUACUUUUUUGAGGAAAUGUAUUUCGAAGAGUUCAAGAAUUACUUCUUCAAUGUUGAAAAAGUCAAGAAUGCAUUAAGGAGAAAAGUAGUAGCGGUCAUUUGGCUUGUUGCUAUUUGGAGCGUGUGGCUUUUAAAAAACGACUCCAUCUUUUGA